Molecule: messenger RNA, 2446 nt
Organism: Chlorocebus sabaeus (green monkey)
Lineage: Eukaryota; Metazoa; Chordata; Mammalia; Primates; Cercopithecidae
Source: RefSeq, a predicted model, not a curated record
AAAAAGAACAGGCCUUUUUGAAGAAAUGGCAGUUGAGUUGAAAUGGAUGAAAGGAUGCGACGAUCCACGCUUCCCCAAAUGACAGUUUGAGAGCAAAACACAGGUUCCCAGCCCCAUCUCCGAUUUUGUGAAUGAAAAUUUUAGGGGCAGGGCCAAGGAAUUUGCCUUCUUCCAAAUGAUUCCCAUGCGAGGUGGGAAUCAUGCGAGGUGAUGAGAGGUGGGCAGGGGCCUUCUGGGUUCCUUGAUUUAUCAGGCUUUCCAUGCAGCUGCUUCUCCCAGAGUCGGGUCCCCACGUGUUAGGGCCAUGGGAAGGGGGCAGGGAUGCCAGGGGGUUGGGUGGCAGCUGUCGCCCCAGGAGCCUUCCCAGGCCUUGGCCUGGCAGCUGACCCAGGCGCCGGCGGGCUGCAAGGGGCUCUGCCUGUCGCUGUUCGACUACAAGACCGAAACUGGAGACCUUCCUUGAGGCUUUUACUUUAGAAUCACACUGGUGAAUUUCAGGGUUCCUUCCAAUUCCCGGAGUCUGUGGCUUAGGGAAGGGAGCCUCUUUGGGUGUGAAAGCCAGGGGUAGGGAGAGGAGCAGGACUGCUUGUGGUCAGAUUGCAGGAUGCAGAAAAUAAGCGUGCACAGCUUCUCACCACACAGAGCUCACCCAGGGUCCUGCGUCUAUGGCUGUCAGGAGUUCUUCUAAACCUGCCCCCGCAGGAGGCCCUUCCUCAUCCCACUCCCACUCCUGUUGAAUUCCACAUACUGAGAGGGCUGCAGUCACAGCUGCGUGGAUCAGCCCUGUUUCUUGCGCGUUGGGAACCACUCCAAGCAGUUGGUACAUGCUCACUCUCCAGGCAUAUUUUUAAGAUGCCAGGGUGGGCUGCCUGUGUCACCCCGCCCCCACCCCUACGCCCUCCACCCCCACCCUCAUGCUGCCGGCACUCGGGACCUGCCUGACCACCGACUCCGCCGGAGUGUGGGCUUCUAAACCUGCAGCAGCUGCCGCAGUAGAAAGGCGCAUUAGUCCCAGCAGACACAGAUGGGUGUUCCUGGUAAAGAAGGGUUACCAAGACAUCGACACCUCCCUGCAGAGUGCUGUCAUCACCAAAGUCAAGGGCGUGGCCUUCACCAACACCUCGGAUCUUGGGGAGCGAAUCUGGGAUGUCGCCGACUACGUCAUUCCGGCCCAGGGAGAGAACGUCUUUUUUGUGGUCACCAACCUGAUCGUGACCCCCAACCAGCGGCAGAACGUCUGUGCUGAGGUGCUCCUUCUCUCCCGGCAGAAUGAAGGCAUUCCUGACGGCACAUGCUCCAAGGACAGUGACUGCCACCCUGGGGAGGCGGUUGCAGCUGGAAAUGGAGUGAAGACUGGCCGCUGCCUGCCGAAAGAGAACUCGGCCAGAGGCACCUGUGAGAUCUUUGCCUGGUGCCCGGUGGAGACAAGCUCCAGGCCGGUGGAGCCAGUCCUGAAGGAGGCCGAAGACUUCACCAUUUUCAUAAAGAACCACAUCCGUUUCCCCAAAUUCAACUUCUCCAAGAGCAAUGUGGUGGACGUCAAGGACAGAUCUUUCCUGAAAUCCUGCCACUUUGGCCCCAAGAACCACUACUGCCCCAUCUUCCGACUGGGCUCCGUGAUCCGCUGGGCUGGGAGCGACUUCCAGGAUAUAGCUCUGGAGGGUGGUGUGAUAGGAAUUAAUAUUGAAUGGAACUGUGAUCUCGACAAGGCUGCCUCUGAGUGCCACCCUCACUAUUCUUUUAGCCGUCUGGACAAUAAGCUUUCAAAGUCUGCCUCCUCUGGGUACAACUUCAGAUUUGCCAGAUAUUACCGAGACGCGGCCGGGGUGGAGUUCCGCACCCUGAUGAAAGCCUACGGGAUCCGCUUCGACGUGAUGGUGAACGGCAAGGCAGGGAAGUUCAGUAUCAUCCCCACCAUCAUCAACGUGGGCUCUGGGGUGGCACUCAUGGGCGCUGGGGCUUUCUUCUGCGACCUGGUACUCAUCUACCUCAUCAAAAAGAGAGAGUUUUACCGCGACAGGAAAUACGAGGAAGUAAGGUCAGUUUCUGCUUUCAGGCCGCGGUCCAAGUGCAGGCCUGUGGAGCGCCCCCCUGGCUUUGCACCUUUACCCCGAUGUGAAUAUUGACGGCUGGGGUGGGAGGCAGGGGCUGGAGGGCCCGGGGAGGAGCAGUGUUCUGAGUACAUGCUCUACAGAACCGGAUUCGGCCUCGGCAGCAGUGGGAGGAGAGGGCGCUGUGGGCCACGGGGUGGGAGACGGAGUUCACAGGCUCCGUCUGACUCCGGACAAGUCCCAGGCCUCCUUGGGCCUUGGUUUCUCUAUCUGGGAGAUGAGAGAGCUGGUCUACGAAUCGAAUGGGUGUCUGCAGCACUUUUGUUUUGGGAUUCUUGGACUUGGUGAUGCUGGUGGGCCGGGGCUGAGGGAAGCUGGAGUAGUAAAGGAAAGGA